CAAAAAGGCCCAAAUAAAUAGGCCCAGAAAAAAAAAAGAACAAAGUUUUUUUCAUCCCGAUGGCGGAUGUGUCUCAGACGAAGGAGAUGCCGAAGGAGAUGCCGAAGGGAAACAGCGAGAAAUCUAAGAAGACAGACAUGGCUGAUAUGGCGUUCAUCGAGUCCAUGAACGACGACCUUCUCCAUAACAUUCUCUUGAGGUUGCCGGCGCAAUCAUUUGGUUCCGCUUCCUGUGUUAGCCGAUCUUGGAACUGCGUCUGCAAUCGCAUCCUCUCUCGCCCCAAAAUGAUCUCUGCUUUCUCUAGAAACCCUGAUAAGCUCAGAGCUGGAGAAGAAGUACUUGAUAAGGUCUUGUCUGAGCCAAUCCGGCCAGAUUUUGUGAUUGCAAACAUCUCAUACGGGAACGUGGAAGAAACUUUGAGACAGAUAACGAAGAGAGUGGGAUCAAGGGUUCCUGUUAUUGUAUCUCUAGUUGCUGGAAUCUUGGGAAAAGAAGCGCGUAAUGAGAAGCUUGUAGAGAUCAACCCGUAUGCUGUUUAUGUCUCGCCCGUUCCGAAUUUUGCUAUACUGUUGACGAUCGGCUACUUGCCAGGAUUCAAAGUCGACGUUAUUCCUGCUAUUCAAGCGAUAGGGGAAUCUGAGGCGACAGUUGGAGACAAAUUUGUGAUGGAUAUCAGGAACUUUGUGUCCGUGGUUUCAGAUCAUACUGCACCAGCUUGUCUUAUACUCUUUGGGGAGGAUACUCAUGCCACGGAACCUAUCAUUCAAAAACUGGAUUAUGACAUGCCCGCAGAAACUAUUAUUGUGGGUGAAUUAAAGGGACAGGGCGAUCUUGUACAUAAACGUGCCAAUGAAUCAAGAUGUGUUCAGUUACAAAGAGACGAGAGCAGAGUUCUUGCAGGUUUAGUCUUUGCAAGAGAUAGACACAGACCCAUUCCGUUUCUCAAUGAAGCAGAGGCUGGAAGAAUUCAGUUUCACGCUGCAAUAUCAGGAGGAAUGUCACCGGUCGAUCUGAGAUACAAGGCAGCCAAUGUCAUUCUUACUCUUUAUAGAUGGCCUGCGACACUUCUGAAUGCAAAAAGAAGAGGAGAAGCAGAGGUUCUCAAUGGCGAGCAAAUCCUAGAGAACAUAGAAGAGACUUUGGUGGGAAACCCGAGCUGGGAGAAUGAGCCAGCGGACGAACAGUAUCUUACAGUCGACGGUGCCGGAAUCAGAACGGGAGACUGUUUCCAAGUUUACUUUCCUGAUCUCAAAGUGGCUGAAGCAUCACUGGCUGCUGUUUCUUCUCAGCUUAGAAACCUCGAGUCCAAGCCGAACAAAACGGAAGUCGUUGGAGGUUUUGUUUUUGCCGGUAGCGGACGCGGCGACUCCUUCUUUGGUCGUCCAAACGCAAACAUCUCACCGUUUCUAGAGAACUUCCCGGAGUUACCGUUUGGCGGCAUAUCCUGCAACGGUCAAAUCGGACGCAGCUUCUUCGUGGAGGAAGGAGAGGAAAAUAAAGAAAGUAGCAUCCGAAGAUGUUUUCACUCUUAUAGUUCAGUCUAUUUCAUCGUCUCGUAUACUUCUCAAUGUUGAGGUGUCUUUGUUUUAUGUGGUUUACAAAUGAUCUAGAUUGUAAGUGAUGACGACAGAGCUCGGAUUCUCUUCUUUAUAUAAGGGGGCUUACAUGCAUUUACGUCGAAUAAAGAUAAUAAACGAUAACUUAGCAUGGUAAUUAAAAAAAAAAAAAGAUAAUAAACGUUUGACUGGAAUC
This is a messenger RNA of Thlaspi arvense, 1752 nucleotides long. The record is from the annotation of a GenBank genome assembly. NCBI's taxonomy places the organism in Eukaryota, Viridiplantae, Streptophyta, Magnoliopsida, Brassicales, Brassicaceae.